This is a messenger RNA of Castor canadensis (American beaver), 1098 nucleotides long. NCBI's taxonomy places the organism in Eukaryota, Metazoa, Chordata, Mammalia, Rodentia, Castoridae. The record is from RefSeq and is a predicted model, not a curated record.
CGCGCCCGCGCCGAUGUGUGUGAGUGCGUGUCCUGCUCUCUCCAUGUUGCAGCCUCUCCCGGUACCUGCUGCUGCUCCCGGGGCUGCGGGAAAUGCGAGAGGCUGAGCCGGGGAGGAGCAACCCGAGCAGCAGCGGCGGCGGCGGCGGCGGCCGCGGCGGCGGGAGGAGCCCCCCAGGAGGAGGACCGGGAUCCAUGUGUCUUUCCUGGUGACUAGGAUGUCGUCGGAGGAGGACAGGAGCGCGGAGCAGCCGCAGCCGCCGCCACCACCCCCCGAGGAGCCCGGAGCCCCGGCCCCGAGCCCCGCAGCCGCAGACAAAAGACCUCGGGGCCGGCCUCGCAAAGAUGGCGCUUCCCCUUUCCAGAGAGCCAGAAAGAAGCCUCGAAGUAGAGGAAAAACUACAGUGGAAGAUGAAGACAGCAUGGAUGGGCUGGAGACAACAGAACCAGAAACCAUUGUGGAAACAGUGGAUCACUAAAGGAGUACUGAUCGAAACCCCGCUGCAAUUUGGCUCCUGGCUUUGAAUUCAUUUGGCACUCUCUUAGGAACCCUGAUGGCAUCAAUGUAAGCACGAGGAUCAAGGGAGCCUCUAUGGUUGGCUGCAGUGUUGGUGUCUAUGUCCCUCCUUUUUCUAGAUGUUGUGGCAUGGGCUGGGGAAUAAAUGCUAGGGGGAAAGGGAUUGCUAGCUGCACCAAAGCACAGGUGCCUCCCCAGUUACCUGGGAGAGUCUCAAGUAAAGGUCCUCCACAGAACCACCAGACAUCGGCUCUGCCCACCAAGAGUGUGGACUGGUUUGUGAGGCUGUUGAAGGACCGGCUUUUACUGCAGUCUAUUGGAUUUCCCACAUUUGUCAAUCAUCCCAUCUGGUGAGACAUGAGGUAUAGUUAACGUCUAGGGUGGGUGGCCUAAUAGUCCUUGGGGGCUGACCUGCAGGACCCCUGACCUUUGGGAACAGUAGUGAUAGCAUCUGGCAGGAUUUGUUGCCCCAGGCCUUGGCAUCCUGAAAUAGCCAACAUGCAAUAUAUUCCAUCUGGACCUGAGGACCAUCAUAAUGAAAAUGGGACCACUUGAGACUCUGGUCUCCCAGUAGUACAAACA